This is a messenger RNA of Aspergillus chevalieri, 1251 nucleotides long. RefSeq names its product OSBP family protein (gene KES1). Gene Ontology annotation, molecular function: oxysterol binding. Gene Ontology annotation, cellular component: intracellular membrane-bounded organelle; cytosol; membrane. Gene Ontology annotation, biological process: exocytosis; piecemeal microautophagy of the nucleus; endocytosis. The record is from RefSeq and is a predicted model, not a curated record. Bases 1 to 1251 code for a protein of 416 amino acids. The transcript is spliced from 4 exons. Lineage: Eukaryota; Fungi; Ascomycota; Eurotiomycetes; Eurotiales; Aspergillaceae.
AUGUCUUCCAAGGAUCCACAAAGCAAUAUUCCUGCUUCCAGCAGGGGCUCUUGGUCGAGCUUCCUCAAGUCUAUUGCCUCUUUCUCUGGAGAUCUUUCCUCGUUGACUGCUCCACCGUUCAUCCUCUCCUCCACUUCCUUGACGGAAUACUCUGCGUAUUGGGCCGAGCAUCCGGCUUUGUUCGUCGCCCCGGCAAAAGAGGCUGACCCUGAGAAGAGGGCCCUUGCCGUUCUCAAGUGGUUUUUGAGCACCCUUCGCCAGCAGUACUGCAGUCGCAGCGAGAAGUUGGGUAGCGAGAAAAAGCCGCUGAACCCGUUCCUGGGAGAACUCUUCCUUGGAAAGUGGGACUCUGAUUCCGAUGUGGGUGAGACGAAGUUAUACAGUGAGCAAGUUAGCCACCACCCUCCGGUUACCGCCUACGCAAUUUCAAACGACAAGCACGGGGUCGAGUUGCAAGGGUACAAUGCGCAAAAGGCUUCAUUCUCUAGCACCAUUCAGGUGAAGCAGCUGGGACAUGCGCUGCUCUCGGUCACCCCACCGGGGGCGGACAAGAACGAUCCGUCUCAGCAAGAGAAAUUCUUGAUAACUCUACCCACUCUGCACAUUGAAUCCCUGAUUUACGGUACUCCGUUCGUCGAACUGGAGAAGUCUACAAAGAUUGCCAGCAGCAGCGGUUACAUCGCGAAGAUCGACUACUCCGGCAAGGGGUGGUUGAGUGGCAAGAAGAAUACUUUCACUGCCAGCUUGUACAAGGAGAGUGAGGGAGAGAAGAAGCCCUUGUACACCAUCGAUGGGCAAUGGUCUGAUUCGUUUACCAUCAAGAACGCCCGCACCAAGGAGGAAGUAGAAAGGUACGUAGUGCACGACAACAAGACCACGCCUUUGCAAUUGGCACCGCUCGAGGAGCAGAGCAUCUUCGAGAGUCGGCGUUCAUGGCAGCAUGUCGCAGCCUCUAUUGAGAAAGGCGACAUGGACGCGACAUCCGCGCACAAAUCUCGAAUCGAAAAUGCGCAGCGUGAGAUGCGCAAGAUUGAAAAGGCCGAGGGCCGUGAAUGGGAGCGACGGUUCUUCAACCGUGUCGACGAGAAGGGUGACGAGACCUUCCUACGACUUGCCAAGAUGCUCCAGAUCACUGGAAGCCUUGACACCGACAAGACUAACGGAAUCUGGCGAUUUGAUCGGGAACAGGCGGCCACUGCCCAGCCACCGUACCACAAUGCUGGCGGCGAAGCGCUCGGGAUAACCCAGUGA